AUCUAAAAAUAGAACCAAACAUGCACUAAAGUUCCUAACUAACACUUCUUUAUAAUAAGACGGGAUGGAGUAGUUAAUGCGUUUUAUUUCCUCUACAUUGUUCGGUGUUAAUUCAACUCCAUUGCUACUUCCACACCGAUUGUCACUCAGAUUUAUCGCAUGGCAACUGCACCUUCAUCAUCAUCGCCGUCACCGGCUGUCACCGGCGAUACUAACACCACUCCACCGCCUUCUUCUCCGCCUGUUCCCAACGCUUCCCCUUCUCCUUACUCUACUAUCGAUUUCCUCACUGUCUGUCACCACCUCAAGACAACAAAGAGAUCAGGAUGGGUGAGAAGAGACGUCAAGAAUCCAGAAUCUAUAGCUGAUCAUAUGUAUCGAAUGAGUUUGAUGGCUCUGAUUGCACCAGAUGUCCCUGGUCUAGAUCGAAACAAGUGCAUCAAAAUGACUAUUGUUCAUGAUAUUGCAGAAGCAUUGAUUGGGGACAUAACCCCCCUUGAUGGAAUUUCAAAAGCAGAAAAGAGUGAACGAGAACAAGCAGCGGUUGAUUACAUGUGCAAAAUAAUUGGAGUAGGAGAAGGAUCGAGAGGAAAUGAAAUAACUGAGUUGUGGAUGGAGUACGAAGCAAAUUCUUCCCCAGAAGCGAAAUUUGUCAAAGAUCUUGACAAGGUUGAAAUGAUACUUCAAGCCCUGGAAUAUGAAGAUGAGCAAGAGAAGGAUUUGGAUGAAUUUUUCCAGUCAACUGCUGGGAAGUUCCAAACUGAAAUUGGCAAAGCUUGGGCAUCGGAGAUUGUAUCCAGAAGGAAUAAUACCUAAAUUCCCCUGUCCUUCUAAUUCAACUCGGGAGUUUAUGGAUUUCCCUUAAAAGUCUUGAUCUCAAUUGGUUACUGUAGCAUGGGUGAGAAUCUUAGGUGGUGGAGAUAUGUUAACUGUAAGCUGUACAAAUCCCCAAUAGUAGGUGUGCAUGAAGCAACAUUAAGUAAAUGAUUUAGCUGGAUUAUCUUGCAUGAAGCAACAUUGAGGAAAUGAUUUAGCUGGAUUAUCUUGUAUUAAUAUACAUUUAACUUUGUUUGGUAUUCAUUAGACCUCAUUGAUAUGAAAGGACCAAAGGUAAAGAACUUUUAUUUUCCGACUGGAAAAAGUAUUAACUUGAAAAA
Molecule: messenger RNA, 1157 nt
Organism: Trifolium pratense (red clover)
Lineage: Eukaryota; Viridiplantae; Streptophyta; Magnoliopsida; Fabales; Fabaceae
Product: 5'-deoxynucleotidase HDDC2-like
Exons: 8
Coding region: 160-816 (218 amino acids)
Cellular component (GO): cytoplasm
Molecular function (GO): 5'-deoxynucleotidase activity
Source: RefSeq, a predicted model, not a curated record